CUGUUUCCACAACAGAGAAGAAAAAAUAAAUUCACAAAUAAUUGGAUUACUGGCCCGAGUUAAAUGAGGGUUUCUUUUCAGGUGAAAAGCAUUAGUUCGCAGGGGAACUGCAACAUCGGAUCGUUCUCGAACAAUCUCAUCAGACAUUUAGAAGAGUGUCUUAAAAUGACCGCUGAUUACAACGGCUACUGGAAAAUGAUCUUUAACGAGAACUUUGAAGAGUAUCUUAAAGCUCUAGAUGUAACCGUAGCUAUUAGAAAGAUUGCCACCUUGCUGAAGCCCGAUAAAGACAUCACUCAGGACGGCGAUCACUUCAUCAUAAAGACUCUCAGCACUUUCAGAAACUACAACAUGGACUUUGUGGUUGGUCAGGAGUUUGAGGAGGACCUGAGUGGAGUGGAUGACAGGAAAUGUAUGACCACCAUCACCUGGGAUGGAGAUAAACUUGUAUGUGUGCAGAAAGGGGAGAUCGAGGGGAGGGGCUGGACCCACUGGAUUGAGGGAGAUGAACUUCACUUGGAACUGAGAGCUGCUGGGAUUGUGAGUAAACAGGUCUUCAAAAAGUCUUAAACCCCUACCGACUAAACACCUGCUAAAGUCGGUAAUCCGACACUUUAUAGUAUAUAAACUCACGCCACAUCUUCCUACAUCUAUCCUUCUGUGUGCGCCUUCAUCUUUGCUAUUGUGGAAACCAGACAAACACCAUCUGUGAUAGCCUGUCACAAUCUAUAAAUGCUUGUUUGUUCUGAUCCUCACAAAGGAACAUCUCAAGUGACUUUUCUUCAUAGGUGCGGUGUUUGUCACUUAGACGUUAUUUGCAUUAGUGGUAGAGAACACCGGUAUAAGCUGCUCUGUAAGUGAACCAUCAAACAACAGGUGCGUCAGGAUAUUGUCUUGGACUCAAGAAGAAGAUUUCUCAGAUUGGGAGCUUCUGUGUACAUAAAAGUAAUUAGACUCCAGAGAGGAUGUGUGAAAGGAAAAAUGAUGUGACGAGUCUGAGUGCCGCCCAGCUGCUGUCGCUCUGAUUGAAGAGCCUGUCAGUCUCUUGGGUUCUGAGCAUGGCAGGGUUUUGCUUUCCUUCCCAUCAUGCCUCUGUGACUGUGCACACAAAAGAAUACAUAAAUCUGUGAAAUAAAGAGAAAUGCAUUGCG
Molecule: messenger RNA, 1151 nt
Organism: Puntigrus tetrazona (Sumatra barb)
Lineage: Eukaryota; Metazoa; Chordata; Actinopteri; Cypriniformes; Cyprinidae
Product: retinol-binding protein 1-like
Exons: 4
Coding region: 64-570 (168 amino acids)
Biological process (GO): fatty acid transport
Cellular component (GO): cytosol; nucleus
Molecular function (GO): fatty acid binding
Source: RefSeq, a predicted model, not a curated record